AUGUUAAAGUAUAUUGCAAAUCUAAACAGACAUAUGAAUGAAGAUGUGUUUAUGAAACGCUAUGCCUCUGACUGCAACACAAUUCUGAAAUGGGACUUUAAAACUGUACUGUUUCUAUUCAGCAUGGCUUGUGGUGUUUUGCUUCAUAUAAUUCAUGUGAUACUUUUGUAUUCCACGAUAUCACAAGCAAAACACAACGGUAAGAGGACGUUUCGUGCCGCAGUGUACGAACAUGCAGUGUACCUUCCAGAGAAUAGAAAAGUGCCCGUUUCCAGAAAAACAGCUCUCACAAACAUGAUGAAGAACCUACGUGUUUACAAGGAGCAAACAGAAAAGGCGGCCAUUCAGGGGGCGGACAUAAUCGUAUUUCCGGAAGAUGGCGUCUACGGCAUGGCAUACUCUUGGGAAGGGAUAACAUCAUAUAUGGAAUAUAUACCGGAUCCCCAAAAUAUCACAUGGGACGCAUGCGCAGAUCCUUUUCGAUUUCCAAAUACAGAGGUACAGCAUUACCUUAGCUGUCUGGCUAAGAAUAACUCGAUAUAUCUCGUUGCAAACAUAGGAGACAUACAACCAUGCGAUAACACUAGAGACUCCCGAUGUCCAGGUGCUGGUCAUUAUCAAUUUAAUACUGAUGUUGUAUACGAUCCCCUAGGACAACUGGUAGCUAAGUAUCAUAAAGUGAACUUAUUUUACGAGUCACAAUUCAGUUUUUCCACGGAUAAAUCCCCCGUAAUUUUCGAGACGCCGUUCGGAAAUUUUACCGUUUUCACCUGUUUUGAUAUACUCUUUUAUCAUCCGGCAAUGGAGGCCAUUGAGCAGCACGAGGUCGGAAAUGUGAUAUUCCCAACAGCAUGGAUGGAUGCUCUCCCUUUGCUUUCGUCGAUUCAGUUCCAUUCGGCAUUUGCAGCAGGACUUGGCAUCAACUUCCUUGCUGCAAAUAUCAAUUUUCCGUCGUACAAUUUUCAUGGAAGUGGAAUUUACACACCAAAUGGUGCUUCUAAUUUUUACUAUAGUGGUGCAUUAAAUGAAGGCAAGCUGUUGAUUUCCGAUAUACCUGUUGUCCAUAAACCGACGAUUUUAUUCCCAAAUGUUACAUUCAACGUGACGUUUCCAAGCCCAGCGUUCACGGCCGACGUUUUCCACGAUCCUUUUCAUUUUGUACCGUUGUUAGGUCAGUCAGGUGUAGUUGGUGUUUGUCACAACAGCCUCUGUUGUAAGGCCAAUUACUCCUUGUACACAAUAUCUGAUGACGUCAUAGCUUUAGGGGCCUUUAGUGGUCUCCAUACCUACGAAGGCAAGUAUGACAUAGAGGUUUGUGCCAUUCUUAAAUGCAAAACGAACAACUAUUUGAGCUGUGGUGAAGAGACAAUGGAUUCAAACACUUACCUGACCUAUUUAAAACUUGAAGGCAAUUUUUCUGUCCCAUAUGUUUUCCCGGAAGUACUUUUAUCGAACAACGGAAGUCUGCAUCUGGGUCGUAUAGGCUCUUGGAGUUAUGUUGCUGGAUCACUUGAGAGUAAACAUGGAUUUGAAUUUCCAGUUCUGUCGACUGCAAUGUUCGCGCGUGUGUAUAGUUCUGAUGUUGCUUUCGUGUGCCCAUGCGCGCUACUGUUACAAGUAAUGUGUAUUUCUACGAUGCUACUGAUAUCCCGUUAAUCUGAUGUUUUAAAUAGCCACUUUCAGGCAUAAGAAGUUGCCAAAAGAAAAACAAAGAGAGAUAUAUCCUUGAUAUUAGUAUGUAGAUCGAGGUCUGUGUUUGUGGAUGUUUGAAAAGUAAUAUUAUCAGCCCACCAUCUAAUGAUGGUAUCUUUUUGUUGAUGGUAGUCUGUUAAACUCGCUCUUCGUUCUUCAGUCAUUCAUCCGGCCUUAAACAAUAAUUUUUCGUAUAUUUAGAGGGGAACUGGGUGAAUCCCCAUCCCACUGUAUUUGUUAGAGGUUCCCCUUUGUCCAUUGUUGUGCAUUGUCCAUUUCUAGAUAGGUAAAAUAAAAUGGCCUACAAGCGGCCAUCUUGAUUUUUGUAAAAUUUGGGUUUGCAUGAUUCUCUGUUAUGAAUAGUCCAUUAAAAAUUGUAUAUAUGUA
Molecule: messenger RNA, 2079 nt
Organism: Ylistrum balloti
Lineage: Eukaryota; Metazoa; Mollusca; Bivalvia; Pectinida; Pectinidae
Product: pantetheinase-like
Exons: 3
Coding region: 1-1656 (551 amino acids)
Molecular function (GO): hydrolase activity, acting on carbon-nitrogen (but not peptide) bonds, in linear amides
Source: RefSeq, a predicted model, not a curated record